Elgaria multicarinata webbii is the source of this 996-nucleotide messenger RNA. Its product is annotated as transcription factor Sp5-like. The transcript has 2 exons. Gene Ontology annotation, biological process: regulation of transcription by RNA polymerase II. Gene Ontology annotation, molecular function: RNA polymerase II cis-regulatory region sequence-specific DNA binding; DNA-binding transcription factor activity, RNA polymerase II-specific. NCBI's taxonomy places the organism in Eukaryota, Metazoa, Chordata, Lepidosauria, Squamata, Anguidae. The record is from RefSeq and is a predicted model, not a curated record. Bases 1 to 996 code for a protein of 331 amino acids.
AUGGCAACUCUGGCUGUGCAGAAUUCGGAGAACAUCUUACACUCCUUCCUGCAGGACCGGACCUCCAACUUGUCUCCAGGUGACAUCACUCCUUGCAGCCCCACCUUGGCCUUCGUCGCAACAGCACCCACUGCUCCCCACUCCUCAGCCUGCGCCCCAAGAGCCUAUGAGUCUGUGGGGAUGUUCCAGCUCUGGAGCAAUGAGGUGCCAUCGGGCUCCCACACAACCAUGGCUUUCGGGCUGCCCAAGAUGACCUAUCACGGGCAGGUGGUGCCCGGAGGUGCCGGUGGCUCUGCCCACGAACUGCCGCUGACCCCGCCAGCUGAACCCACUUACUCCUUUGAGCUGUCGCCCGUCAAGAUGUUGGCUCCGGCAGUGCCGGCCUCAUACACCUUCCCCGAGGCCCAGGACUUCUCUGGCUUUUUGCAAGGCCCCCGGCCUCUGGGCCCCGCUGCUGCGGCUGUUCCUCCUCCUCCGGGCACCCCCUCGGUGGACGAUGCCCCUUGGUGGAGCCUGCAGCCGCCUGGCAGCUUUUCCCUGGGCCGCCCACUGGUCCUCAGCUCCCAGCCGCCCCUCGCCGCUCUCCUCCAGGGCACCCCGAAGGGCCUUCUGGGGACGGCCCGCCGCUGCCGCCGUUGCAAGUGCCCCAACUGCCAGGCAGCCACCGGGGCCAAUGAGGAGCUGGGCCGGAAGAAACAACACAUCUGCCACUUGCCGGGCUGCGGCAAGGUCUAUGGCAAGACGUCCCACCUGAAGGCCCACCUCCGCUGGCACGCCGGCGAGCGCCCCUUCGUCUGCUCCUGGCUGUAUUGCGGGAAAAGCUUCACCCGCUCGGACGAGCUGCAGAGGCACCUUCGGACACACACGGGCGAGAAGCGCUUUGGCUGCCAGCUGUGUCCCAAGAGGUUUAUGCGGAGCGACCACCUGGCCAAGCAUGUCAAGACCCACCAGGGGAAGCGAGUGCGGGGCAUGGCGGUGGGCAUCAAGCAAGAGUGA